Poecile atricapillus (Black-capped chickadee) is the source of this 2371-nucleotide messenger RNA. RefSeq names its product dishevelled segment polarity protein 1 (gene DVL1). NCBI's taxonomy places the organism in Eukaryota, Metazoa, Chordata, Aves, Passeriformes, Paridae. Gene Ontology annotation, cellular component: cytosol. Gene Ontology annotation, biological process: canonical Wnt signaling pathway; intracellular signal transduction. Gene Ontology annotation, molecular function: frizzled binding. The record is from RefSeq and is a predicted model, not a curated record. The transcript has 15 exons. The coding region runs from base 218 to 2323 and encodes 701 amino acids.
CGGGCAGCGCAGCGGCGGCGGCGGCGGCGCAGCGAGGCCGGCGGGGCGGCCGGAGGAUGCGGGCGGGGCGGGCGCGCUGCCGUUCCCGGGUCGGGCAGCUAGAGAGCAGUGCAGGGAGCGCCAGCCCGAGCCGCGAGCUCCCUUCCUGUGGGCAAGGCCGACAGCGGAGCCGAGCGCCGGCCGAGGCCCGGGCCGGCCGCCCCCGCUCCGCUCGCCCAUGGCGGAGACCAAGAUCAUCUACCACAUCGACGAGGAGGAGACGCCGUACCUGGUGAAGCUGCCCGUGCCGCCGGAGAAAGUCACGCUGGCCGAUUUCAAAAAUGUCCUCAGCAACCGGCCCGUGCACAGCUACAAGUUCUUCUUCAAGUCCAUGGACCAGGAUUUCGGGGUGGUGAAGGAAGAGAUCUCAGAUGACAAUGCAAAGCUCCCUUGCUUCAAUGGAAGAGUGGUGUCCUGGCUGGUCCUGGCUGAAAGCUCCCAUUCUGACACGGGCUCCCAGUGCACUGAGAGCCACACGGACCUUCCACCACCCCUGGAGAGGACAGGAGGCAUCGGAGACUCCCGGCCCCCAUCAUUCCACCCCAACGCUGCCAGCAGCAGGGAUGGCCUGGACAACGAGACAGGAACAGAGUCUGUGAUGAGCCACCGGCGCGAGCGGCACCGGCGGAGGAACCGCGAAGGCCAUGAGGAUGUCCCCAGGAUCAAUGGGCACCCCAAGCUGGACAGGCACCGUGAGCAACCCCCUGGCUACGACAGCUCCUCCACCAUGAUGAGCAGUGAGCUAGAGUCCAGCAGCUUCAUCGACUCUGAGGACGAUGACAACACCAGCAGGUUGAGCAGCUCCACGGAGCAGAGCACCUCAUCCCGGCUCAUCCGGAAGCACAAACGCCGGAGGAGGAAACAGAGGAUGCGGCAGAUUGACAGGUCAUCUUCGUUCAGCAGCAUCACUGACUCCACCAUGUCCUUAAAUAUCAUCACUGUCACACUCAACAUGGAAAAGUACAACUUCCUGGGAAUCAGCAUUGUGGGACAGAGCAAUGACCGGGGUGAUGGUGGCAUCUACAUCGGCUCCAUCAUGAAAGGAGGGGCAGUGGCAGCGGACGGGCGCAUUGAGCCAGGGGACAUGCUGCUGCAGGUGAAUGAUGUCAAUUUUGAGAACAUGAGCAAUGAUGAUGCCGUUCGGGUUUUACGGGAAAUAGUCUCCAAACCAGGACCGAUCAGCCUAACAGUAGCCAAAUGCUGGGACCCUACUCCCAGGAGUUAUUUCACCAUCCCCAGGGCUGAGCCGGUGCGGCCGAUCGACCCCGCGGCGUGGAUCUCUCAUACCACAGCCAUGACGGGAGCGUACCCCCGUUACGGUAUGAGCCCCUCCAUGAGCAUCACCACAUCUACCAGCUCCUCACUAACAAGCUCAAUUCCCGAGUCGGAAAAAUUAGAAGAAUCUCCCUUAACUGUGAAGAGUGACAUGGCUACUAUUGUCAAGGUCAUGCAGCUGCCAGACUCAGGCCUUGAAAUUCGGGACAGGAUGUGGUUAAAAAUCACCAUCUCCAAUGCAGUAAUAGGAGCAGAUGUGGUGGACUGGCUUUACACACAUGUGGAAGGCUUCAAGGACCGCCGGGAGGCCAGGAAAUACGCCAGCAGCAUGUUGAAACACGGCUACCUCAGGCACACUGUGAACAAAAUCACCUUCUCAGAGCAGUGCUACUAUGUCUUCGGAGACCUCUGUGGCAAUCUGGCUGCACUGAACCUCAACAACGGUUCCAGCGGUGCCUCAGAUCAGGACACCCUGGCUCCACUCCCACAUCCUGCUGCUCCCUGGCCCUUGGGCCAAGGAUAUCCCUACCAGUAUCCUCUGCCCCCUCCUUGUUUCCCACCAGCCUACCAAGACCCAGGCUUUAGCUAUGGCAGUGGCAGUGCAGGCAGCCAGCAGAGUGAAGGGAGCAAAAGCAGCGGCUCGAACCGGAGCACCAGCGAGACCAGCAGGAGAGGAGCGGGCAGGGAGAAGGAGCGCAAGUCGGGGGGCAGCGGCAGCGAGUCGGAGCCCGGAGCGCGCCGGGAGCGGCCGCUGAGCCAGCUCAGCCAGCGCAGCCACGGCUCUGCCAGCGACAGGAGCCACCAGAGCCACCACUCGUAUGGGCCCCCGGGGGUGCCCCCCUUGUACAGCCUGCCCAAGCUGGGCUCCAAGGUGCUGGGCAGCAGCGGCCCGCCCGGAGGGCCCCCGGUGCGCGAGCUGAGCGCCGUGCCGCCCGAGCUCACCGGGAGCCGCCAGUCCUUCCAGAAGGCCAUGGGCAACCCUUGCGAGUUCUUUGUGGACAUCAUGUGAGAGGAAGUGCCUUCAAAAGACUCUGCACACGAGGGUGGGAUUUUUUUU